AUGUUUGGACCGGCAAAGGGUGGCUAUUUUGGAGUCCACCUGCCGGCUUCUUACCCCGGCGGCGUCUGCCAACCUGCUGCCGGGACCAAAGCUGGCCCCACGGGUGUCUGGUCUGUGGGCGGCCGGACCGACACGAUGUGGCGGCUCCGCUGCAAGGCCAAGGAUGGCACCCAUGUUUUGCAGGGGUUGUCCAGCCGGACCCGGAUGCGGGAACUCCAGGGCCAAAUUGCCGCCAUCACCGGGAUCGCCCCCGGCUGUCAGCGAAUCCUCGUAGGAUACCCGCCCGAGUGCCUGGACCUCAGCAACGGGGAUACCAUUCUGGAGGAUUUGCCCAUUCAGUCAGGCGACAUGCUGAUUGUUGAAGAAGACCAAACCAGGCCCAAAAUGUCACCUGCAUUUACAAAACAUGGUGCUCCUAGUUACAUCAGGGAAACUUUGCCUGUGCUUACCAGAGCAGUGGUCCCAGCAGACAACUCUUGCCUCUUUACCAGUGUGUACUAUGUUGUUGAAGGAGGAGUCUUGAAUCCAGCUUGUGCCCCUGAGAUGAGACAUCUCAUAGCACAAAUUGUAGCAAGCAAUCCAGACUUCUAUAGCAAGGCAAUACUGGGAAAAACAAAUCAAGAGUACUGUGACUGGAUCAAAAGGGAUGAUACUUGGGGUGGAGCUAUUGAGAUAUCCAUUUUGUCUAAGUUUUAUCAAUGCGAAAUAUGUGUGGUGGAUACACAGACAGUACGAAUUGAUCGUUUUGGGGAAGAUGCAGGAUAUACCAAAAGGGUCCUGCUUAUUUAUGAUGGCAUCCACUAUGAUCCGCUUCAGCGUGUCUUCCCCAACCCAGACACCCCUCCUCUGACCAUUUUCUCCUCUAAUGAUGAUAUUGUUCUUGUGCAAGCACUGGAAUUAGCAGAUGAAGCUAGAAGCAAGAGACAAUUUACUGAUGUAAACCGCUUCACCCUGAGAUGCAUGGUAUGUCAGAAGGGAUUAACUGGACACGCAGAAGCAAGGGACCAUGCCAAGGAGACAGGCCAUACCAACUUCGGAGAAGUGUGAUCCAUGCAUAAUGAGGAUUGACGCCUACUACCUCACAGAGCCAGAAGGUUCUGGGUUUUCCAAUAAGCUAUUCGUAACCCUAAAGAACAAAAGGACACAAUGCUUGAACCAUCCUUUUAACCUAAAGCCACUAAGACACUGAAUUCCUUGUUAAAAUUAGUGUGCAAGUUUACAGAUGUGUGUCUACAGUGGUGAUACAUGCCCUCUCUCUGCUGGGGUGACAGAAUAUAGGUGGUCCUUGCUACCUACUGACACUAACCUGAAGAUUGACUUUUAGUAUUAUAAACUAGCACCCAGCAGCAUUAACUUGUAGAAGAAAACAACUUCAUAUUUUGGGUAAUGCGAAAGGCCUCAGGUGAGGCCACCGGACAUAAACCACAAUGUCUCCGGUAAUUGAGUCCUUUUAAGAACUGAGUUAAUAGUUUCUAAAUUAUGAAUUGAUUCCUCAAGUGAAGAUACUCAGAAUUGUCAAAACUGAUUUAUGUUGCAACUUGGUAGACUUUAUAAAUGUGUACUUCACCAGUUAAAAGUACAUAAGAAGCAAUUUUUACAGGGUUGAGUCUACUCCUUGAGAAUGUUACCUAACAACAAGAACUGAUAGUGCCCAGUUAAGGAUUUCUAGUGUUAUAAAAGUAGAAUGUAUUAGAGAGGAGGUGCCUGAGCAGAUUACUGAAGCUUUAAAAGACCGUUGGCCUCAUGUUUUGUGGGGUUUUUUUGUGAUACGAGGGCCUCUCACUGCUGUGGCCUCUCCCGUUGCGGAGCACAGGCUCCGGACGCGCAGGCUCAGCAGCCAUGGCUCACGGGCCCAGCUGCUCCGCGGCAUGUGGCAUCUUCCCGGACCGGGGCACGAACCCGUGUCCCUUGCAUCGGCAGGCGGACUCUCAACCACUGCGCCACCAGGGAAGCCCGGCCUCGUGUUUUAAUGCAACUCAUUUAUUCAUCUUUGUCGCAUUGGAUAAAACUUUAAAAUUAAGCAGGAUAUUUUUUUUAAUUGUAGUUCCUUGAAAUUUGAAUGCUCUAUUUUUGCCUUUCUACCUAAGAUUUGCCUGGAGGGAUUUGAUUUCCUCAGCCUUUUGUUAAGAGCACUUCCUCCAACUCCUAAAAAAACUUUUCAUCUAAAAUUAUAACGUGCUUUGGUUUGGUUUUUGUGAGAUCUUUGGCUACCUAAACAGAAUUUGUUUUCAUGCUAGCCUUAUCCCACCACUAAUGCUCUUUUAAAUGAUUUCAUGUGUCUGAAAAUUAGCACUUUUAUCCACCAUCUUUUACCUUGACUUUUGCAUAGUUUUAAAGUAAUCGGGAUAAUAAUAUUGAAUGAAUUUGUUUCACUUACAAAAUAUGACAGUUUUUAAAUCUUUGCCUUAUUCAGCCUUCUCAGAAUUCUGCUUCUUACUGAUAUUAGAUGUGUAGCCAUUUCCUUGGUGGGCUAAUCCACAAGGCACACCCUCUAAAACUUAGCUUCACUAUGAGAUCUUCCAGAUAAAAGUUUUCUACCUCUUUUCUUAAUUCUUCUGACGAUCAGGGAUGCUAAAUUAUAAUUUGUUAUGCAUUAUCUUACAUAAUGUGAAGAGGCCUGAUGUUGUAAAGUUUUAUUAUCUUGGUCUCAUUUUUGAUUAAGUAUCUCACUUAGAAAACCAAUGGUAUGGGAAUUCCCUGGCAGUCCAGUGGUUAGGACUCCGUGCUUUCAUUGCCAAGGGCGCGAGUUCAAUCCUUGGUUGGGGAACUAAGGUCCCACAAGCCGCGUGGCGUGGCCAAAAAAAAAAACCCAAUGGUAUACUUUAAAGCACAUGUAUAUUUUAGCAUAUCUUCUUGGCAAAUGUUUCAAAAUUGAGAUUUACUUUUAGCACUUUCACUUGGUAGAGAUAGCCAUAUAAAAUUAAGGAAUAUGUAAACAAUUUAGGAGAAAUGUACCUUUAAGGAACAAUUCACAAAAUAUGCUUGAAAUCAUUA
Lagenorhynchus albirostris (white-beaked dolphin) is the source of this 2994-nucleotide messenger RNA. RefSeq names its product YOD1 deubiquitinase (gene YOD1). The record is from RefSeq and is a predicted model, not a curated record. The transcript is spliced from 2 exons. Gene Ontology annotation, molecular function: cysteine-type deubiquitinase activity. Lineage: Eukaryota; Metazoa; Chordata; Mammalia; Artiodactyla; Delphinidae. Gene Ontology annotation, biological process: endoplasmic reticulum unfolded protein response; protein deubiquitination. Gene Ontology annotation, cellular component: nucleus; cytosol. Bases 1 to 1047 code for a protein of 348 amino acids.